ACAGCAGUGGUGGAUGGGUGGACUGGCCAGAGGCACAGAUGCUCUGCGCCUGGCCCAGCUAGUUUAAAAACAAACAAACCAAAACUUUCUGUCUUAAGGAACUAUAGAGAAAAAAAGGAGUUUUAAAGAAAAACUAAAGCCCUGUUCAAAUAUUGAGCACAUGUGUAAUCUAUAUACAAUGUACGAAUAUACAAAUCUUUAUGAGCAUAUAGUCAUUCCCACGUUAUGCUUUACACAUCUAUAGUAGUGCACUUUUUGUCUAUUCUGCAUUUGAGGGAGCUGAACCCAGGUUCACUUUUAAAAUGAGCACAGGUCAAUCAUUCACAGAAAUACAUAUGGCGGGCGUACAGACACCUGUAUGCAUGUAAUGACUGAACAGGGCUUAAACAUUAAAUAAAUAAAAAUAUGUAAAUGCUAAGGAAAGGCUGAUCUAUAGGCUCUGACAAGGAAGAACUCCCCCCCACACCCCACCCCGCCCCAAAGCAGGACUGGUUAAUUUUUCUUUAAUGGCUGCAGCCCUCCACAGACACCUCAUACUAUGAUGAAGCUGUCUUCUGAGAGGGAUUUUACAGAGGCCCCUGAUAGACUUUAAGGGCACUGGGUAGCACUAAACCAGGGCUGUGCGGCUUGCCUGCAAAUGUUGGCCUACAACUCCCAUAAUCCGUGGCUAUUGGCCACUGUGGCUGGGGAAUAUGGGAGUUGUAGUCCAAAAACAGAUGGGAGUGGGACUAAACUGAGCAGGCCUGCUAAACCAAAUGAGGAGGAAUUAGCAUUAAUGUUGUGUUCAGGUAUGAUGAAAAAUUUUCAAAAAAUUUAUGUCUAUAUAAACUGCUUUGGGAACUUUUGUUGAAAAGCGGUAUAUAAAUAUUUGUUGUAUUCGUAUUGAAUAAAUUGUGGCCUGUCCCCUUAAAUACAACCUAGCCUCCUCCCAUGCUUCACUUCCCUUUCCUUGCUGCAGGCCAGAGAUUUUAGAGCCCUCCCAGCAAGCUAUACUUCUGUUACUACUGAGACCUGAGUGGACCCUGAAUGAUAAUUCAACAGACCAUAUUGGUCCCUUGACUUACGAACUACUCAACAUCCGAAUUUUUUGACUUACGAACAAAAAAAGUGGCCGCACGCUUACGAAUUUUUCGACAUCUGAACGGAAAACCGUUGGUGGUUUUAGAUGCGGUUUACUCGACUUACGAAUUUUUCCGAAUAUUUUUUUUCGAAAACUGCUUCUCCCAUGGCGCUUUGCGUAUGGGAGGCUUUAAAACCCCUGUGCCAUGCUUCCAGACCUCUGUGGGUUGUACGAGGCGUGGAGUGAGGAGGUGUGGAGUGGCGUUGGAGAGAGAGAGAGAGAGAGAGAGAGAUUUGGAGCCAGUUGGAGUUGCUUGGAGAGUGUUGGAGUUUCUUUUUCCUGCAAUUCUCUACUGCUGGAAAGGUACUGUAGGUUGAGAGGCUGAGCGUCAUGUGGCGGUCCAACGCCAAGGCCUGGGUCACACGGGUCCUGUUUGUGGACUGGGUGAACCAGGUGUUUGGUCCAACAGUGAGGAGGUACCUCCAGGAGAAGAACCUGCCCCUGAAGGCCAUCCUCUUGAUGGACAAUGCUCCUGCACAUCCUCCUGGGCUGGAAGAAGACUUGGCGGAGGAAUUCAAGUUCAUCCGAGUCAUCUUCCUGCCACCCAACACCACACCCCUCAUCCAGCCGAGGGACCAGCAACUGAUUGCCAACUUUAAGAAGUUGUACAUGAGGGAGCUGUUCCGGCGUUGCCUGGACAUGACGGAUGGGUCAGGCAUCAUUCUGGCUGACUACUGGAAGCACCAUUUCGAUAUCGUGAGCUGCCUGCAGCUCAUCAAAACUGCGUGGGACAGUGUCAGCCAGAGGAACCUCAACAGUUGCUGGAAGAACUUGUGGGCAGCCUGCGUUGCCUCCACUGAAUCCAGCACACAAGAGCAGGCCGUGGUAGAGGAGAUCGUCUCCCUGGGGCAGACCAUGGGCCUGGAGGUUUCAACACAGGACGUGGAAGAAUUGGUCGAGGGACACAACCUUGAACUUUCCACCGAGGACCUGUUGAGCCUGCAGGAACAGGAGCAGCAAGGGGUGCAGCCAGACACACCUGAGGAGCAGGAGGAAGAGCCAAGGCAGUUGCCUUCGUCGUCUUAUAAGAGGGCCUGCGAACUGUGGGGAGAGAUGCAGACCUUUGUGAACGAUCUCAGUGAGGAUCAGGCUGCAGCCCAGGAAGCUCUGGAGCACUUUGAUAAUGUGGUCAUUGCCCCAUGGCGAGCAAUGCUCCGCAAGAGACAGAGGCAGCAGACCAUGGACCAGUUUGUGGUGAAGCAGGCAAGGCAGGAGGAAAUGUUGGCUGAGGCUGAGGCAUGUUGAGUGUGCCUGCCUGCCUUUAAAGUGCCCUGAAGUGACCUGCAUCAGGUCCCCAAAAAAUGAUAAAGUGCUGUUGUAAAUGUUUAUUGUUGAAAAGUAAUGUUGCUGUGCAGUUUGCAUGUCUUUAAAGUGCACUUGAUAAAGAGUU
Molecule: messenger RNA, 2510 nt
Organism: Hemicordylus capensis (graceful crag lizard)
Lineage: Eukaryota; Metazoa; Chordata; Lepidosauria; Squamata; Cordylidae
Product: tigger transposable element-derived protein 1-like
Exons: 2
Coding region: 1451-2365 (304 amino acids)
Cellular component (GO): nucleus
Molecular function (GO): DNA binding
Source: RefSeq, a predicted model, not a curated record